Myotis lucifugus (little brown bat) is the source of this 10567-nucleotide messenger RNA. It is a transcript of the gene OBSCN, whose product is annotated as obscurin, cytoskeletal calmodulin and titin-interacting RhoGEF. Gene Ontology annotation, molecular function: protein binding; guanyl-nucleotide exchange factor activity. The transcript has 45 exons. Lineage: Eukaryota; Metazoa; Chordata; Mammalia; Chiroptera; Vespertilionidae. The record is from RefSeq and is a predicted model, not a curated record. The coding region runs from base 1 to 9990 and encodes 3329 amino acids.
AUGUGCCCUGUACUUCCCUCUCUGUCCCCAGAGAAGCCAAGUGUCUUCUCCCAGGAGCUCACGGAUGCCACAGUCAUGGAGGGGGAGGAUCUGACCCUGGUCUGUGAGACCACUGUCCCGGACAACCCUGUGCAUUGGACCAAGGAUGGGAAAACCCUGCGGGGGUCGGCCCGGUGCCAGCUGAGCCGUGAGGGCUGCCGAGCCCAGCUGGUCAUCACUGGCACCACCCUGCAGGAUGGCGGGCGCUACAAGUGUGAGGCUGCGGGUGCCUGGAGCAGCUCCAUCGUCAGGGUCCACGCGCGGCCCGUGCACUUCCGGGAGGGCCUGAAGGACAUGGAGGUGCUAGAGGGCGGUGCUGCCACACUGCGCUGCAAGCUGUCAACGGUGGCUGCACCUGUAGAGUGGCGCUGUGGAGAUGAGGUCCUGCGGCCAGGAGACAAGUACAGGAUGCGGCAGGAGGGUACCAUGCUGGAGCUGGUGGUCCGGGACUUGCAGCCCGGCGACAGCGGGCAGUAUGUCUGCUGCCUCGGGGACCAGACAACCUCAGCCACGCUCACCGUGAAGGCCCUGCCUGCGGAGUUCAUAGGAAGACUGAGAAGCAAGGAGGCCACGGAAGGGGCCGUGGUAACGCUGCGCUGCGAGCUGAGCAAGGCGGCCCCUGUGGAGUGGAGGAAGGGGCUCGAGACCCUCAGAGCUGGGGACAGAGUCAGCCUGAGGCAGGACGGGGCCGUGUGUGAGCUGGAAAUCCAUGGCCUUGCGGUGGCAGAUGCCGGGGAGUACUCGUGCGUGUGCGGGCAGGAGAGGACGUCGGCCACGCUGACGGUCAAGGCCCUGCCUGCGAAGUUCACAAAGGGUCUGAGGAAUGAGGAGGCCACUGAAGGGGCAACGGCCACACUGCGCUGCGAGCUGAGCAAGGAGGCGCCUGUGCAAUGGAGGAAGGGGCUCGAGACCCUCAGAGCUGGGGACAGAGUCAGCCUGAGGCAGGACGGGGUCCUGUGUGAGCUGGAGAUCCGAGGUCUGGCUGUGGCAGAUGCCGGGGAGUACUCCUGCGUGUGCGGGCAGGAGAGCACAUCGGCCACACUGACCAUCAAGGCCCUGCCCGCCAAGUUCACAAAGGGUCUGAGGAAGGAAGAGGCCACAGAAGGGGCCAUGGUAACGCUGCGCUGUGAGCUGAGCAAGGCGGCCCCUGUGGAGUGGAAGAAGGGGCUCAAGACCCUCAGAGCUGAGGACAGAGUCAGCCUGAGGCAGGACGGGGCCGUGUGUGAGCUGGAGAUCCAUGGCCUGGUGGUGGCGGAUGCCGGGGAGUACUCGUGCGUGUGCGGGCAGGAGAACACGUCGGCCACACUGACCGUCAGGGCCCUGCCCGCGAAGUUCACAAAGAGUCUGAGGAAGGAAGAGGCCAUGGAAGGGGCCACAGCCACACUGCGCUGCGAGCUGAGCAAUGCGGCCCCUGUGGAGUGGAGGAAGGGGCUCGAGACCCUCAGAGCUGGGGACAGAGUCAGCCUGAGGCAGGACGGGGCUGUGUGUGAGCUGGAGAUCCGGGAACUGGUUGUGGCGGAUGCCGGGGAGUACUCGUGUGUGUGCGGGCAGGAGAGCACGUCGGCCACAUUGAUCAUCAAGGCCCUGCCCGCCAAGUUCACAAAGGGUCUGAGGAAGGAAGAGGCCACAGAAGGGGCCAUGGUAACGCUGCGCUGUGAGCUGAGCAAGGCGGCCCCUGUGGAGUGGAGGAAGGGGCUCAAGACCCUCAGAGCUGAGGACAGAGUCAGCCUGAGGCAGGACGGGGCCGUGUGUGAGCUGGAGAUCCAUGGCCUCGUGGUGGCGGAUGCCGGGGAGUACUCGUGUGUGUGCGGGCAGGAGAGCACGUCGGCCACACUGACUGUCAGGGCCCUGCCCGCGAAGUUCACAAAGAGUCUGAGGAAGGAAGAGGCCAUGGAAGGGGCCACAGCCACACUGCGCUGCGAGCUGAGCAAGGCAGCCCCUGUGGAGUGGAGGAAGGGGCUCAAGACCCUCAGAGCUGGGGACAGAGUCAGCCUGAGGCAGGACGGGGCCGUGUGUGAGCUGGAAAUUUGUGGCCUGAUGGUGGCGGAUGCCGGGGAGUACUCGUGUGUGUGCGGGCAGGAGAGCACAUCGGCCACACUGACCAUCAAGGCCCCGCCGUUGGUAUUCAGGGAGCCUUUGCAGAGCCUGCAGGCUGAGGAAGGCACAGAGGCCAGGCUGCGAUGUAAGCUGUCUGAGCCCAGGGCUGUGGUCUGGAGCAAGGGUGGCCUGGAGCUGCAGGCCGACGAGCGCCGGGAGCCACGGCAGCAGGGCUGCAUGGUGGAGCUGGUGCUGCGGGACCUGCGCUGGGAAGAUGCGGGCGAGUACACCUGCACCUGUGGCUCCCAGGCCACCAGCGCCACUGUCACUGUCACAGCUGCACCCGUGCGGUUCCUCCGGGAACUGCAGGCCCAGGAGGUGGAUGAGGGUGGGACGGCACGCCUGUGCUGUGAGCUGAGCCGGGCGGGCACCAGUGUGGAGUGGCGCAAGGGCUUGCUGCAGCUCUUCCCCUGCGCCAAGUACCAGAUGGUUCAGGAAGGCAUGACUGUGGAGCUGCUGGUGCACGGUGCAGACCAGGAGGAUGCUGGACACUACACCUGUGACACAGGCCACGCACAGAGCACUGCCAGACUCUCAGUUCGCGCCCCCAGGCCCAUGUUCCAGACUGAGCUGCAGGACGCAGAGCAGGAGGUGGGCAGCCUGGCCCGGCUGUGCUGCCAGCUGAGUGAGGUGGAGCCUGGGGCCCCUGUGCAGUGGCUCAAGGAGGGUGUGGAGCUGCACACUGGCUCCAAGUACGAGAUGCAUCACCGGGGGGCCAUGUGUGAACUGCUGAUCCACGGGCUCGAGGCCAAGGACGCGGGCCAGUAUGCCUGCGUGGUGGGUGGCCAGAAAACCAUGGCCUCUGUCAAGGUCAGAGCCCCCCAGGUGACCAUUCUGGAGCCCCUGAAGGAUGUGCAGCUCAGUGAGGGCCAGGAUGCCCAUUUCCGAUGCCGGCUGUCCAGGGCCUCUGGCCAGGAGGCUCGCUGGGCCUUGGGAGGAGUGCCUCUGCAGGCCAACGAAAUGAAUGACAUUACAGUGGAGCAAGGCACACUCCACUCGCUCACUCUCCACAAGGUGACCCUCGAGGAUGCAGGAACCAUCAGUUUCCAGGUGGGCUCAUGUAGCUCAGAGGCCCAGCUGAAGGUCACAGCCAAGAAUACAGUGGUGCGUGGCCUGGAAAACGUAGAGGUGCCCGAGGGGGGCGAAGCGCUGUUCGAGUGCCAGCUGUCCCGGCCAGAGGUGGCUGCGCACACCUGGCUGCUGGAUGACCAGCCCGUGCUCAGCUCAGAGAACGCCGAGGUGGUCUACUUCGAGAAUGGUCUGCGGCACCUGCUGCUGCUCAAAAACCUGCGGCCUCAGGACAGCUGCCGGGUGACCUUCCUGGCUGGGGAUGUGGUGACCUCAGCGUUCCUCACUGUCAGAGGCUGGCGCCUGGAAGUCCUGGAGCCCCCGCGGGAUGCGGCCGUGGGGGCAGGAAGGCAGGCCCACUUCAGCUGCACGCUCAGCGAGGUGGUGCCCGUGGGCGAGGCAACCUGGUACAUCAACGGGACUGCAGUGCAGCCUGACGACGUGGACUGGAUGGUGACCGCAGAUGGCAGCCACCACACGCUGCUGCUGCGCCGCGCCCGGCCGCACCACGCCGGCGAAGUCACCUUUGCUGCCCGCGAUGCCGUGGCCUCCGCGCAGCUCACCGUGCUGGGCCUCCCGGAUCCCCCGGAGGACGCCGAGGUGGUGGGGCGCAGUGACCACUCCGUGACGCUGUCUUGGGUGGCCCCCACAAGCGAUGGCGGUGGCGGUCUCUGUGGCUACCGGGUGGAGAUGAAACCAUCGGCCACUGGGGAGUGGCAGCUGUGCCACGAACUGGUGUCCGAGCCGGAGUGCGUUGUGGAUGGCCUGGCCCCUGGGGAGACCUACCGCUUCCGCGUGGCGGCUGUGGGCCCUGCAGGCGCCGGAGAGCCCGUGCACCUGCCCCAGACAGUGAGGCUCGCAGAGCCCCUGGGACCUGCGCCCGCGCCCCUAGCUCUGGAGAGCCGGCAGGUGGCGGCCGGCCAGGAUUUGCGUCUGGAUUGUGAGGUGGUGGAGGCUGGAGAGGUUGUCUGGCUGAAGGGAACGGAGCGCAUCCAGCCUGGGGGGCGCUUCCAGGUUCUUCGCCAGAGUGGGCGACAGACGCUGGUGAUUCGGGACUUCUCAGCAGAGGACCAGGGCGAGUACCGCUGCAGCCCUGCCAGGGAUCCCAUCUCUGCUGCUGCCGUGGCCUUCCAGGUGGUGCUGACACCAGGAUCCAGAGAUGAGGUCCCUGCACAGCCCAGCCUGCCUCCUGAGGCGGCCCAGGAGGGUGACCUGCACCUGCUGUGGGAGGCCCUGGCUCGAAAGCGCCGCAUGAGCCGCGAGCCCACACUGGACUCCAUCAGCGAGCUACCUGAGGAGGACGGGCGCCUGCAGCGCCAGCGGCAGGAGGCAGAGGACCUGGCCCCUGACCUAUCUGAGGACUACUCCACAGCUGAUGAACUGGCACGCACUGGUGAGGCCGACCUCUCACACACCAGCUCUGACGACGAGUCCCGAGCAGGCACUCCUUCCCUGGUCACCUAUCUCAAGAAGGCUGGGAAGCCUGGCACCUCUCCACUGGCCAGUAAGGUUGGGGCUCCAGCAGUCCCUUCUGGAAAGCUGCAGAAGCAGCAGAAACAGCCAACCACAGUGUGCCCGCCACCAGGAGACCUGAGUAUUGAGGACCUCAGUGACCCAUCUCUGGACAAGGCAGCCAUGAAGAUCCAGGCUGCCUUCAAGGGUUACAAGGUGCGGAAGGAGAUAAGGCAGCAGGAGGGGCCUGUGUUCCGGAGCACAUUUGGAGACACUGAGGCACAGGUGGGGGACACCUUACGUCUAGAGUGUGUGGUGUCCAGCAAGGCAGACGUGCAAGCUCGUUGGCUGAAGGAUGGAGUGGAGCUGACGGAUGGCAGGCACCACCACAUUGACCAGCUCAGGGACGGCACCUGUUCUCUGCUGGUCGCUGGCGUGGGCCAUGCUGAUGCGGGCUGCUACACCUGCCAGGUGAGCAGCAAGUUUGGCCGUACGGUCCACAGUGCCCACGUGGCUGUCAGCGGGACGGAGAGUGAGGCUGAGAGCUCCUCUGGUGGAGAAGUGGAUGACGCCUUCCGCCGGGCAGCCCGGCGGCUGCACCGCCUCUUCCGCACCAAGGGCCCAGCUGAGGUUUCGGAGGAGGAGAUCUUCUUGAGCGCCGAUGAGGGCUCAGGGGAGCCUGAGGAGCCUGGGGACUGGCAGACGUACCGCGAGGAUGAGCACUUGGUUUGCAUCCGCUUUGAGGCACUGCCUGAGGCCCGUCGGGCGGCCACCCACUUCCAGGAGAUGUUCAACAUGCUAGGCAUUGGGGUGGACAUCAGCCUGUUGGAGCAGGGACCCCGGGGGGUGGAGAUACGCAUCGCCAAGGUGGCCCUUGCCCCUGCAGUGCCUUUGGAGCCAGUGCCCAGCUUGCGGACCACAGAGGCUGCCCCAGUGUUCCUGACUGAGUUGCAGAAUCAGGAGGUGCUGGACGGGUACCCUGUGAGCUUCGACUGUGUGGUGACAGGCCAGCCCGUGCCCAGCGUGCGCUGGUUCAAAGAUGGGAGGAUCCUGAAGGAGGAUGACCACUACAUGAUCAGUGAUGACCAACAGGGCGGCCACCAGCUCAUCAUCACGGCUGUGGUGCCUGCAGACAUGGGUGUCUACCGCUGCCUGGCUGAGAACAGCAUGGGUGUGUCCUCCACCAAGGCUGAGCUCCGAGUGGACUUGACCAGCACUGACUAUGACACUGCCGCGGAUGCCACCGAGACCUCGUCCUACUUCAGCGCCCAAGGCUACCAGUCCAGUCGCGAGCAGGAGGGUGUAGAGUCUACGUCAGAAGAGGGACAAUUGCCCCAGGUGGUGGAGGAGCUGAAAGACCUCCAGGUGGCCCCCGGCACACGCCUGGCCAAGUUCCAGCUCAAGGUGAAAGGCUACCCGGUGCCCCGCCUGUACUGGUUCAAAGAUGGGCAGCCCCUGACUGCUUCUGCGCACAUUCGCAUGGUGAACAAGAAGGCACUGCACAGCCUGGAGAUCCUGUCGGUUACCAGCGAGGAUGCCGGCCAGUACUCCGCCUACGUCAGCAACACUGUGGGUGCCGCUUACUCCUCUGCCCAGUUACUGGUCCAAGGCCCUAAUGACCCAGAAAAGAAGCCGGCAGCAGAUGUGCAGCAACAGCUGGUGCCACCCCGAUUCCUGGAGAAGUUCACCUCUAAGAAGGUGAAGAAAGGCUCCAGUAUUACUUUCUCCGUGAAGGUCAAAGGUCUCCCCACCCCCACUGUGCACUGGCUGCGGGAGGAGGCCGAGCAGGUGCUGUGGAUUGGCCAGGACACCCCGGGCUACACGGUGGCCAGCUCAGCCCAGCAGCACAGCCUGGUCCUGCUGGACGUGGGUCCACAGCACCAGGGCACCUACACCUGCAUCGCAUCCAACGCUGCUGGCCAGGCCCUCUGCUCCGCCAGCCUGCAUGUCUCUGGCUUGCCCAAGGAGGCAGGAUCAGCGGGAGAGACCGCUGGGGUGAAGGAGGCCCUCAUCUCCUCCUUUCUUCAGGGGACCAAAGCCAUCUCCGAACAGAUGCCUGUGGAUUUCACCAACCUUGCUGGGCAGAAAGGAGAACCCCUGGCAGCCGAGGCCCAUGGCCACCUGACCCUGGCUGAGGUGGGCACGGAGGAGUUCCUGCAGAAGCUGACCUCACAAAUCACGGAGAUGGUGUCGGCCAAGAUCACCCAGGCCAAGCUGCAGGUGCCUGGAGGUGACAGUGAUGAGGAGUCCAAGACACCGUCCGCAUCUCCCCGUCAUGGCCGCUCUCGCCCCUCCUCCAGCGUCCAGGAGUCAUCCUCGGAGUCGGAAGACGGGGACUCCCGGGGGGAGAUCUUUGACAUCUACGUGGUCACUGCUGACUACCUGCCCCUCGGGGCUGAGCAGGACGCCAUCUCGCUGCGGGAGGGCCAGUAUGUAGAGGUGCUGGACUCGGCCCACCCUCUGCGCUGGCUUGUGCGCACCAAGCCCACCAAGUCCAGCCCCUCAAGACAGGGCUGGGUGUCCCCUGCCUAUCUGGACAAGCGGCUCAAGCUGUCGCCUGAGUGGGGGCCCGCUGAGGCCCCCGAGUUCCUCAGGGAGGCCGUGUCUGAGGAUGAGUACAGGAUGCGGUUGAGCUCCAUCGUCCAGGAGCUGCUGGCCUCUGAGCAGGCCUUUGUGGGCAAGCUGCAGUUUCUGCAGAGCCACCACAUGCAGCACCUGGACCGCUGCCCCCACGUGCCAGCGGCGGUGGCCAGCCAGAAGGACGUCAUCUUCCGCAACGUGCCGGACCUCAGCCAGUUCCACAACAGCUUCCUGCAGGAGCUGCAGAGCUGCGAGACGGAUGACGACGUGGCCAUGUGCUUCCUCAAGAACCAGGCGGCCUUCGAGAAGUACCUGGAGUUCCUGGUGGGCCGAGUGCAGGCCGAGUCGGUGGUGGUCAGCACGGCUGUGCAGGAGUUCUACAAGAAAUACUCGGAAGAGGUGCUGUCGGCCAUUGACCCCUCGCAGCCGCCCCCACCGCCGCUGCAGCACUUCCUGGAGCAGCCGGUGCAGCGGGUGCAGCAGUACCAGGCUCUGCUCAAGGAGUUGAUCCGCAACAAGGCGCGGAACCGGCAGAACUGCGCGCUGCUGGAGCAGGCCUACGCGGUGGUGUCGGCCCUGCCGCAGCGGGCGGAGAACCAGCUGCACGUGUCGCUCAUGGAGAACUACCCAGGCACCCUGGAGGCCCUGGGCGAGCCCAUUCGCCAGGGCCACUUCAUUGUGUGGGAAGGGGCACCGGGUGCGCGGAUGCCCUGGAAGGGCCACCACCGCCACGUCUUCCUGUUCCGCCACCACCUGGUGGUCUGCAAGCCCAAGAGGGACUCACACACCGACACCUUCAGCUACGUGUUCCGGAACAUGAUGAAGCUAAGCAGCAUCGACCUGAACGAGCAGGUAGAGGGGGACGACCGUGCCUUCGAGGUGUGGCACGAGCGGGAGGACUCGGUGCGCAAGUACCUCCUGCAGGCUCGGACCGUCAUCACCAAGAACGCGUGGGUGAAGGAGAUCUGCGGCAUCCAGCAGCGCUUGGCCCUCCCCGUCUGGCGGCCCCCGGAUUUCGAGGAAGAGCUGGCCGACUGUACAGCCGAGCUGGGUGAAACAGUCAAGCUGGCCUGCCGUGUGACGGGCACACCCAAGCCCAUCGUCAGCUGGUACAAAGAUGGGAAGCCAGUGGAGGUGGACCCUCACCACAUCCUCAUUGAAGACCCUGAUGGCUCGUGCACCCUCAUCCUGGACAAUCUGACCAGCGCUGAUUCCGGCCAGUACAUGUGUUUUGCGGCCAGCGCUGCCGGCAAUGCCAGCACCCUGGGCAAGAUCCUGGUGCAGGUCCCUCCAAGGUUUGUGAGCAAGGUCCGGGCAGUGCCUUUUGUGGAAGGAGAGGACACCCAGGUCACCUGCACCAUCGAAGGUGCCCCACACCCUCAGAUCAGGUGGUACAAGGACGGGGCCCUCCUGACCCCUGGUGGCAAGUACCGGACCCUGAGUGAGCCACGCAGUGGCCUGCUGGUGCUGGAGAUCCGGGAGGCCAGCAAGGAGGACCUGGGCCACUAUGAGUGUGAGCUGGUGAACCGGCUGGGCUCCGUACGAGACGGCGUGGAGCUGUGCCUGCAGGGCCCUACCCUGCAGGCCAGGGAACCACACCGCCGCAGGGAGCACGUGGCUGUGGUGGAAGUCACUGAGCAGGAGACUAAAGUCCCCAAGAAAACCGUCAUCAUAGAGGAGACCAUCACCACCGUGGUGAAGAGCCCGCGUGGCCGCCUCAAGUCCCCCAGCAAGUCUCCCUCCCGCUCGCCUUCCCGGCACCCUGCCAGUUCACCCAGGUCGGGCCUGUCCGCCCCUGAGCUGCUGCAUUCACCAGGGGCUGGCCAACUUCGAAGGCCAGGGGAGGAGCCAGGCUGGAAGCCCCCUGUACCCACGCUGUACGUGACAGAGCCCGGAGCCCAUGCGCCAGCCCUGCCCAGGGGCACCGGGCCCAGGCCCAAGUGGGUGGAGGUCGAGGAGACCAUCGAAGUCCAGGUGAAGAAAACAGGCUCCAGGGGUGCGUCUCCAGCUAGAGAGGUGCCUGGCAGCUCAGCGGGGCUUCUCUUCACGCUUCCUGGUGGGACCCCCGGAGGAGACCCCAACACAAACAACUCCAACAACAAGCUGCUGACCCAGGAGCCCCUGACCCAGGGCAGAGUCUUCUGGGUGGACGCUGGGCUGGAGACCCAUGAGCUGUCCCCUCCUGGGGCCACCGAAGAGGAGGCCCCCCUGGAGGUGCAGGAGGGGAGAGGUGUCCACCUGAUGGAGGAGCCCCUGGGCGCCGAGGACCUUCGAGGCUGGGACCCCAAGAUCCUCACACGCGAUGGCUGUGUGCUGACGCUGGCUGACCUGGAGGAUUACACACCCCAGGAAGGGGAGACCUUCGGCUGCAGCAGCCCCGUGCCCAGUGUCUCCGACGACCCACCCUGCGAGGUCUCGGUGCUCCAGAGAGAGAUCAGUGAGCCCACUGUGGGACAGCCCAUCCUGCUCGACGUGUGGCGCCCCCCAGGCCCCCGAGCCCCGCCUGGCUUCUUCAGCUGCGUGCCCCAGGGAACAGCUCUGUCGAGGCCCCAGGUCUUCCGCCCUGUUGGUGUCUCCCGGGCUAGGGGUGCCACAUCCUUCUGCACCCAAGUCCAUCGCUCUGCGGACAGUGGCCAGAGCAGCUUCAAAACGGAGGUUUCCACCCACACGGUCAGCUUUGGGACAGUGGGUGAGACAGUCACCCUGCACAUUCGGCCUGACGGGGAUGAGGACCCCAGUCCGUCCCAGGGCUGAGGCUGCGACCCUCGACCCUCAAGGGCACAGGCGGCUGGGGGGUGAGACAUUGACGCUCUCAGAGCCAGUUUACUGCGGACAGGGCUGCAUGAGAGCAGCAGAAAGGGGCAUGGCCUUGGGGCCUAGGACCCUGCCUGGCACCGUACCUACCUGCUUCACAGCCGCUGUGAGUUUUGAGCUCAGGAGAGGGGCCUGAAGCCAGCACCUCAGGACAUGUGCUCUGACCACCCCCUGCUCUCCAGCAACUCGGGACUUCAGCUGCCUGUCCUCCCGGGGUCUUCAGCUGAGGACACUGUCCGCACAGCUGUAACCCAGAUUUACUGAGAGCUGUGGGGGAACAGCAGGUAGUCUCCGUCUGGGCUGUGGUCUCCCAUCUCUCUUUGCUGUGGCACACCCCUGCCCACGCCCAGGCUGCCCCAUCUCAGUGGGGGCUUCUUGGGGCACAUGUUCCCAUGGACACGGGGUGCCCUCUGCAGACUUUCCAGGCCUCCCCUGCAGCAGGGGCCAGGGUCUGGGUGGGAAGCAGCCCCUGCUAGUUGACUCCAUGAUGAUAAUAAACUGGCUCCCACACCCUGUA